AUGGGACAGUGGAGUGACAGAGUAGGAAGGCACUUCAGCCUGUUUGUUUGCCUGUUUUUAUCAGGAUGCGGCUACUGUAUACUCGGACUGUACUCCUCCUUGGCUGUAUUGUUUGCUGGGCGUUUCAUUCUAGGUUGUUUCAAACAUAGUCAGACCAUUACAAAAGCCUAUCUUGCUGAUAUUGGAGCAGACCAUGAACGUUCAGCUUUGCUGGGAAACUUUAAUUCCUUUUCAAACAUAGGUUUUGUUGUGGGCCCUAUCAUUGGCGGGCAUCUGGCAGAAAUUAGCUUUAGCCUCGCAGCAUUUGCAGCAGGGACUGUCUUCAUAGGAAAUUCGGUGUUGAUAUGGUGGGCUGUCAGCCAUGAUCCAUCGGCGGAACGAACAUUACAUCAAACGGAUAUAGCUCUUAAGAAGGAAGACAAUUCAGUUCUCCCAAAGUUGGAGAGUGACGAAGUCAGGUCUGGUCAUGUGAUCACGCUGUUUAAAGAUAUUGACUGGGAAGAGCUCUGGGAUCUGUUCCUUAUCAAGUUUUUUUCAGGAUUCUCCAUGAUAUUAUUCCGCGGCAAUUUCACGCUGGUGCUGAAGGAGAAGUUCGAAGCAGGCCCUAAAACCAUUGGCUACAUAACUUCAUACAUGGGAGCAGUGGCUACCUUGUCGGGUUUUCUUAUAGGAAAAGUCACAGAUAGAUACAGAAGUACAGCCCAGUUGGUUCUCCACGUAGCCAUCCUUCAAGCCAUUACAUUACUCUGUCUGGCCCUCUCAACGUCCGUACACCUGCUGUUUAUUUACCUGACACUUCUAACGUUUGUCACCUCCCUGUCUCGAGUGGCUGGCACCUCUCUAACGGUCAGUCGCAGCGGGGGCAACACUAAAGUCGGCUCCGUGAUGGGUCUGAACCAAAGCGUCAUGUCUGUUGCCAGAAUGGCUGCCCCGUUUGUUGCCGGUAUUGCUCAGGAAUUCAGCGUGGAUGGGGCAUCGUUACUUAGCGUAACUGCGGCUACUGUUAGUGUUAUAAUUAUGUUACUGCGUCCACAAGAUCCGCAGGUUAGACAAAAAUUUAUCCGCAGUGAAUAA
Molecule: messenger RNA, 1074 nt
Organism: Candidula unifasciata
Lineage: Eukaryota; Metazoa; Mollusca; Gastropoda; Stylommatophora; Geomitridae
Source: the annotation of a GenBank genome assembly